Messenger RNA from Seriola dumerili (greater amberjack), 1590 nucleotides. It is a transcript of the gene p2rx1, whose product is annotated as purinergic receptor P2X 1. Gene Ontology annotation, molecular function: extracellularly ATP-gated monoatomic cation channel activity; ATP binding; purinergic nucleotide receptor activity. Gene Ontology annotation, cellular component: nuclear inner membrane; plasma membrane. The record is from RefSeq and is a predicted model, not a curated record. Lineage: Eukaryota; Metazoa; Chordata; Actinopteri; Carangiformes; Carangidae. Gene Ontology annotation, biological process: response to ATP; monoatomic cation transmembrane transport. The transcript has 14 exons. Bases 163 to 1437 code for a protein of 424 amino acids.
GCUUCAGACGUCACUUAUGAGAGGAGGCAGAGGAUCCUCGCCACCAGUGAGGAACGAGGCAGAGGCGACCAGGGGGAGAAGAGGAACUGGAGUGUGGGUGCUUAUAUGCGAGCGGGGUGAAGAGAGAGACCCUCCUCUCUGUGGGUCAGCCGGUGAGAGAAGAUGAAGAGCCAAAUCACCAACGCCCUCUCCGACUUCUUCUUUGAGUAUGAGACCCCGCGCCAGGUGCUGGUGAGGAACAGGAGGGUGGGAGUGGUGUGCCGUCUGAUCCAGCUGGGGGUCCUGGCUUACAUCAUCGGGUGGGUUUUCAUCUACGAGAAAGGCUACCAGUCCACAGACACAGCGGUGAGCUCCGUCUUCACCAAAAUGAAAGGUGUGGGCUACACCAACGUGAACGGAAGCGAAAGAGUCUGGGACGUGGCCGACUACGUCUUCCCCCCGCAGGGGGACUCAUCCUUUGUGGUGAUGACAAACUACAUUAUAACUGAAGGGCAGAGUAUGGGAAAAUGUCCAGAGCUCAAAGGGAAGCACAACUGCAGCUCACAUGCCGACUGUGAAGGAGGGAGUUUCAAACGUACGGGACAUGGGGAAAUGACGGGAGUCUGUGUGAAUGAGACAAAGACCUGCGAGGUGUUGGCCUGGUGCCCUGUGGAGGACGAUCACAACAUACCAGACCCUCCUCUGCUGAUGUCUGCAGAGAACUACACUCUGUUCAUCAAAAACUCUGUAACCUUCCCCUUAUUUAAAGUCACAAGGAGUAAUCUGGUGGAGGGUAUUGAUGCCAGAUACAUCAGCAAAUGCCUCCACGAUCCAAAGGAAGCUCCACUGUGUCCAAUAUUCAGACUGGGAGACAUAGUUAAAGAGUCUGGCUUUAAUUUUGAAACAAUAGCCCGAGAGGGAGGGGCCAUUGGCAUUGUGGUCGACUGGACAUGUAACUUUGAUGUGGAUGUAAAACACUGUAAACCGACGUACAACUUCCACGGUCUGUAUGGAAACCCAGCGGAGACAGACAAAGCCAGAGCAUCAGUGGGAUACAACUUCAGGUAUGCGAAGCAUUAUCUGGAGGACAAAGUCCCAAAAAGAACUCUUCUCAAAGUGUUUGGGAUUAGAAUCGAUAUCAUUGUGCAAUCUCUGGCAAGAAAGUUUGACAUCAUCCCAACACUGACAGCUAUAGGCUCUGGAGUGGGCAUUUUUGGAGUGGCCACUGUAGUGUGUGACUUGGUGCUGCUGUAUUUGCUGCCAAAAAGAGAAUUUUACAAGAACAUGAAAUUCAAAUAUACAGAUACACAAGUACAGCAUGACAGCGAGUCGCUCGGUUUAGACACAAGUGUCUAUUACACCCUUGAAGCAAAUCCAAGACAAGUCCGAGGCACUGACCUGUCCAACGAUCCUGAUUCAGAGGCAGGUAGCAUAGAGACUGAUGUAUCUAAAAAGUGACCUGGGGACAAACUUUCAAGCCCAUGGCCCAUAGCCAUGCUGAUUUGAAGCUGUACUGCGUGGGAGCCCUUCACUAGAUCCUGCAAGACAAGACAAGACAAGACAACACACACACACACACACACACACACACACACACACACACACACACCC